AGUCCUUUUCCGUGCAUAAUUUAUUUAGUUUAGUCGGUUUCGUCAAUCCAAGACAUUCGCAAUAGUGAAUGAUUUAGUUGCAUGAAUCACUAAAUAACUGUAUAGUUCUGAAAUUAGGAUUCAAAUCUGUACGGGUACAUCCUGCACAUUUGAAAUCGAACAGUGAUAAUACUUGAUAAUAACCCUCAAUCAAAAUGCAGGACCCCAAUGAGGACACCGAGUGGAAUGAUGUGCUGCGAGCAAAGGGAAUUCUUCCUCCGAAAAAGGAGAAAGAGAUCACUGAAGAUGACAUUAUCGGAAUGAUUGAGAACACCAUUGAGCAGAAACAGAACCAGAACAAAGACCUCGCAAACAUGGGAUUAGACGAGCUAGAUGAGCUGGAAGACUCCGAGGAUGAAGCUGUAUUGCUCGAGUAUCGCAAGAAGCGAAUGGCUGAAAUGCAAGCAAUGGCACAAAAGGCCAAAUUUGGAACAGUGAUGGAGAUUUCUGGUCAGGACUACGUCCAGGAGGUCACCAAAGCUGGGCCUGAGAUCUAUGUGGUUCUGCAUUUAUAUAGUCGAGGUGUUCCUUUCUGUUCGCUGAUCAAUCAACAAUUGAACCAACUGGCCAUGCGGUUCCCGGCAACGAAGUUCAUCAAAGCAAUUGCAACUACUUGCAUUCCUAACUAUCCGGAACGCAAUCUACCGACUAUCUUCGUGUACUACGAGGGCCAAAUGAAGCGGCAAUUGGUGGGUCCGGUUGAACUGGGAGGGCCCAACUUGAGCUGUGAAGAGUUGGAAUAUAUGCUGGGACAGGCCAAGGCCAUCGAUACGACCAUUACGGAAGAUCCUCGUAAGGCAAGGGCCGUGAAGGAUAAGAUGUUCGCGGACUUGGCGGAUAGUAACGAUUGGUGAUCAGUUCAGUUGACGAUUCAUUUCGAAAUCAACAUUUGUAGCUACCAAACCAUUUUUUCCUAUUCAUGCAAUAAACACUAUACAUUUUCAGCUAUUUAUUUGAUAAA
Molecule: messenger RNA, 1000 nt
Organism: Aedes albopictus (Asian tiger mosquito)
Lineage: Eukaryota; Metazoa; Arthropoda; Insecta; Diptera; Culicidae
Gene: viaf
Product: viral IAP-associated factor homolog
Exons: 2
Coding region: 195-893 (232 amino acids)
Biological process (GO): protein folding
Cellular component (GO): cytoplasm
Source: RefSeq, a predicted model, not a curated record